Chenopodium quinoa (quinoa) is the source of this 3021-nucleotide messenger RNA. RefSeq names its product probable cyclic nucleotide-gated ion channel 5. Gene Ontology annotation, biological process: transmembrane transport; monoatomic ion transport. Bases 481 to 2688 code for a protein of 735 amino acids. Gene Ontology annotation, molecular function: protein binding; monoatomic ion channel activity. The record is from RefSeq and is a predicted model, not a curated record. NCBI's taxonomy places the organism in Eukaryota, Viridiplantae, Streptophyta, Magnoliopsida, Caryophyllales, Amaranthaceae. Gene Ontology annotation, cellular component: membrane. The transcript is spliced from 8 exons.
AUCCAAAUACAAGACGUUGUCUAUUUGCCUAUUUGGAUAAUUGGUCUUUCAUUUGUCUUUUAGAUUAAAAAAAAAAAAAGACAAUAGUAAAACUUGUGCAUACCCAGUCGUAACACCGGCGGCCGGCAAGCUCCACCUUCAUUCCUCCGCAAAAAAUCAUCGCCCAUCUUCUUCAUUUCACCCCCUUUUUUCUGGGUUGACCAUCACUUUCUUCUUCCCCCUCAAUUUCUGCUUCAAUUUAUCUACCUCAUAUUAUCAAAUCCUAAAACUUUAUCCUGUCAAUUUCUUGACCCACCAAUAUUUCUAGUCAACUUUGCUAAAACUCUUAAUUGAACUCCUCUAAAGUCCCAAACUUCACGAGAUUUCAACUACACACAAAAAUUAAUUAAAACCCCUUCACAAAAAUUCAUUCUUUUUUCUAACCCAUGGUUGAAAUACAUGUAUAUGAUUUCCAAUGAUUAUUCAUGUAUAUGACUGCCAAUGAUGUUCGAUUGUGGUUAUGGUCAGAAGGAUAAGUUUGUCAGGUUGGAUGAUUUGGAUUCAACAGCUUCACUGUCUCCUGCUGCCGCUGGAGUGAAUAAAUGCCGAUUUGGUAUUGAGGGGCUUAAUUGUGCUAAUAAUAAUAAUAACAAUUAUGCAAUCAACAGAUCAUCUAAUUCUUUUAAGAAAGGUGUGAUGAGAGGUUCUGAAGGACUCCGUUCUAUUGGUAGAUCUCUUAGAUUUGGGGUUUCUCGAGCAGUGUUUCCUGAGGAUUUAAAAGUCUCUGAGAAAAAGAUUUUUGACCCACAAGAUAAAUUUCUACUACUUUGGAAUAAACUAUUUGUGGCAUCAUGUAUUUUUUCGGUUUCUGUGGAUCCCUUUUUCUUCUUUCUCCCAAUUGUCAAUCCGAAACUGAACUGUCUGGGCAUAGACCGAAAGUUGGCUGUUGCAGCCACUACAGUGCGUACAGUAAUAGAUGUUUUUUACCUCAUUCGUAUGGCUCUUCAAUUCCGAACUGCAUAUAUUGCUCCGUCAUCUAGAGUUUUUGGGCGGGGUGAACUUGUCAUCAAUCCUGCUCAGAUUGCAAAGCGGUAUCUGCUGGGCUAUUUUAUCAUUGAUUUCCUCUCCGUGCUGCCCUUACCACAGAUUGUUAUAUGGAGGUAUCUGCAGAGGCUGAAAGGUUCUGAUGUAUAUGCUACCAAACAGGCGUUGCUUUUCAUAGUCCUGAUUCAAUAUAUCCCUAGAUUUGUCAGAAUCAUUCCCCUCUUCUCAGAAUUGAAAAGGACAUCAGGUGUUUUUGCUGAAACUGCAUGGGCUGGUGCAGCAUACUAUCUGCUUCUCUACAUGCUCUGUAGCCAUAUAGUUGGGGCUUUAUGGUAUCUUCUAGGCAUGGAGCGUAAUGAUUCUUGUUGGCAGAAAGUUUGUUAUGAUAAUAAGGGAAACUGCAGCUAUAAUUUCCUGUAUUGUGACGAUCAGCAAUCACAAGGCUAUCAGACAUGGAGCAAUAUAAGCGAAAAAGUUCUUUCUGCCACUUGCUCUGGGAAAGAAGAUGAUGACGGAUUUGACUUUGGAAUUUUUGGACAGGCUUUGACGUCUGGCAUUUUCUCAUCAAGUAGCUUUAUAUCUAAAUACUGUUACUGCUUAUGGUGGGGGCUACAAAAUUUGAGUACACUAGGACAGGGACUUCAAACCAGCACCUAUCCGGGAGAGGUCAUAUUUUCCAUUGCACUGGCCAUUUUUGGGCUUAUCCUCUUUGCACUAUUGAUUGGUAAUAUGCAGACUUAUCUUCAAUCUCUUACCAUUCGACUUGAAGAGAUGAGGGUCAAAAGGCGUGAUUCAGAGCAGUGGAUGCAUCAUCGUUUGCUGCCUCAGGAACUCAGGGAACGUGUUAGACGAUAUGACCAAUACAAAUGGUUGGAAACACGUGGUGUUGAUGAAGAGAGCUUGGUCACUAGUCUACCUAAGGAUCUCAGGAGGGACAUUAAGCGCCAUUUGUGUCUUAAGCUAGUGAGAAGGGUCCCUUUGUUUGAAAAUAUGGACGAGAGGUUGCUGGAUGCAAUCUGUGAACGUUUGAAGCCAAGUUUAUACACGGAGAAAACAUACAUUCUUCGGGAAGGCGAUCCAGUUGAUGAAAUGCUCUUCAUUAUUCGUGGUCGCCUUGAGAGUGAGACAACCGAUGGUGGUCGAAGUGGAUUUUUGAAUCGCAGUUCAUUAAAAGAGGGCGACUUUUGUGGAGAUGAGCUUUUAACUUGGGCUUUGGAUCCCAGAUCUGGGUCUAACCUUCCAUCAUCUACUCGAACAGUGAGAGCCAUCACAGAAGUUGAAGCCUUUGCUCUUGAAGCAGAGGAGCUCAAAUUUGUAGCGAGUCAAUUUAGGCGUCUUCAUAGUAGACAAGUUCAACAUACUUUCAGGUUCUACUCAGAGCAAUGGAGAACAUGGGCUGCUCGCUUUAUUCAAGCUGCUUGGCGCCGAUAUUUGAAGAGAAAAUUGAUGGAGCAGCAGCGCCUCAAGGAAGAGGAAGAUGCUGAAGCUUCAAUGAAGAGUGGCAAUGGUGGUGCCUCUUAUAGCCUUGGAGCCACCUUUCUUGUAUCAAGGUUUGCUGCAAAUGCCCUUCGUGGGGUCCAUCGUAAUCGACUCUCCCGGGCUUCUAGUGUUCUGGUAAAACCACCUAAACCUCCAGAGCCUGACUUUUCUGCUGAUGCAGACUAACUGCUUGUUUGUCUUGAAGGCGAUUAUUAAAGCAGUUACAGUAAUUUUAUCUAUUUAUAUUUAUUGGUGGUUCCUUGAAGGUGAUUAGUUAUGUAUAAUACACAGUACAAAAUAUGCAUAAUAACUUGUAUCAGGGGGUUCAGAUUUAUUGUUGUACGAAGUGUUAUUUAUUGUUAAAAACUAAAUAUAUUUGUAUAGGUGUAGUCUAUAACCAUCCGAAGCUGGUUUAUUUGUUCAGGUGUCGAACUUAGUUUAUGUUUUGUCAAGAACAAAAUCAUAGUUUCUCUAAUCUUAUUCGGCAAUGCUUCAUUGAGUAGCCAAAACUUUACGACA